UUUUUCGGUAAAACAUAGUUUCACAUCUCUAUGACCAAAACAGCUGAUUGUCAAAUCGAAUUCACUCAAACUUAAUUUAUAAUUUAGUUUGCAGCCGAAAAUACGUAGUAACUAGUUCUUAAUUUGUGUCGAAAAUAAUUAGAAAUAUGAAUAUUCGAAAUACAUAUCGUAUAUUUAACAGACCCACCCUUCUAUCCAUGAUGUGUAGAAGAGAAAAAGGGUACAAAAUAGUAAAGAGACCGGAUCCAAAAACUCUACGAAUGCCUUCAAUCGCCGAUGCCCCAAGUAUUAUGGAUAUAUUGAAGGAAAAAAUACGCUUAAAUGGUCCUUUAACAGUAGCAGAAUAUAUGCACAUAGUGAUAACUAAUCCUACAGAGGGUUAUUAUAUGAAAAAAGAAGUAAUUGGCCAAAGUGGAGAUUUUGUAACCUCCCCAGAAAUAAGUCAAUUGUUUGGGGAAGUGUUAGCAAUAUGGUUUUACUCUGAAACUCAAAAGAUGGGUUCAGGAAAACCUCUUCAAAUUGUUGAACUGGGGCCUGGAAAUGGUACCUUAAUGGUUGACUUUUUAAGGGUCUUAAAUAAGUUUAAAUACAAAUCCAAUGAGCUAAGCAUUCACCUGGUCGAGAUAUCCAAAACAAUGCAGUUAUUGCAAGCUGGCAGACUAUGUGUGAGCCACAAAGAAAGUGAUAUUGAAUUACCAUAUGACAGAGAGGGUGAAACUGUCAGUGGCAUAAAGGUAUAUUGGUAUAAUGAUCUCAAGAAAGUCCCAGAGAACUUUUCAUGGUACAUUGCACAUGAAUUCUUUGAUGUAUUACCAAUUCACAAAUUUGAAAAAACUGACAAAGGCUGGCGGGAACUCUUAAUAGAUCUUGAUGAAAAUCAGAAGCCAUACUACAGAAUAUCAGGAGAGGAAACGCAGAGUGUUAAAAUGCUUGUCCGUCCACCUCUUGAUGCAGGAGAUAGGACGGAGCUAGAAGUCAGCCCAAGAUCAUUGGGAAUUGCCAGACAAUUAGCAGAGAGAGUUGAUCAAUUUGGUGGUCUUGCACUGAUAGCAGAUUAUGGGCACGAAGGUGAAAAGGGAGACACAUUCAGGGCUUUCCACAAACACCAAGUUGUUGAUCCACUAGAAAAUCCAGGCGAAUCUGAUCUCACAGCUGAUGUAGAUUUCAGUCAGUUACGAGUAGCCGCGUCAAGGGCGCCGGGGAGAGAUAACUAUGCUAUUGUAAUGGGCCCAGUGCUACAGAAGGACUUUCUAGAGCGAAUGCAGGGUUUAGCUCGAUUAGAGGUAUUGCUAAAUAAUGCUAAGAAUGAAGAGGAUAAAGAAAAGUUAACAGCCUCUUACAACAUGCUUAUUGAUCCACAGAAGAUGGGAGAAAGAUUUAAAUUUAUGGCGUUUUAUCCCUCUACCAUGGCAGAUAUAUUAGAGAAACAUCCCCCUGUAGGCUUCGCUAAUCUCACUGUUAAAUAAAUGUACAUUAAGCUUAAUCUCUUGUGUAAAUAAAUAGU
This is a messenger RNA of Zerene cesonia (dogface butterfly), 1504 nucleotides long. RefSeq names its product protein arginine methyltransferase NDUFAF7 homolog, mitochondrial. The record is from RefSeq and is a predicted model, not a curated record. Lineage: Eukaryota; Metazoa; Arthropoda; Insecta; Lepidoptera; Pieridae. Gene Ontology annotation, cellular component: mitochondrion. The transcript is spliced from 6 exons. Bases 147 to 1466 code for a protein of 439 amino acids. Gene Ontology annotation, molecular function: protein-arginine omega-N symmetric methyltransferase activity. Gene Ontology annotation, biological process: mitochondrial respiratory chain complex I assembly.